Molecule: messenger RNA, 2326 nt
Organism: Octopus bimaculoides (California two-spot octopus)
Lineage: Eukaryota; Metazoa; Mollusca; Cephalopoda; Octopoda; Octopodidae
Product: sodium-dependent glucose transporter 1A-like
Biological process (GO): transmembrane transport
Molecular function (GO): D-glucose transmembrane transporter activity
Source: RefSeq, a predicted model, not a curated record
AUAUAUUGCAUUGCUAUUUAAUAUGUUCAAUAGUUUUAAGCAUUUUUUUACAUUCCUCUCUGAACUGGACAACUAUUUACAACAGACAAUGGGGUAAGCUUAGUCACCUACUUCUCUUAUGUGUUCUCUGUAUAGUUCAAAUUUGCUAAUGGAAUCAACUGAAAGUAUGAAAUAUUUUCAACUGGUUUGGCUAUGUUGGGCUUUCUGCUUGAAUGGUUUCAACAAUGGUAUUAUUGGUCCAAGUCUACCAGACCUUGCAGAGAAUAUUCACCGACAUGUCAAUGAAAUAAACGUUAUUUUGCCAACCACAUCUGCAGGAAAUUUCAUUGGAAUCCUUAUUAGCAGUGCAUGUUUAAAAUUUAAAAGCAUGUAUCUAUUUAUAACUGUCAGUCUGUUAUUAGGGGCCAUAGCUACUUUUUUCAUUCCUUUGGCUGGAAAUCUCACAAAUACUCUAAUUCUAUUUUUUUUACAAGGCCUCUCGAAAGGAUUGGUUGAUGCUUAUUGCUAUGCAUUAUGCCUGUGCCUAUUUCCAUCAAACCAUAAUUGGCAAAUGUUGAGCUUGCCUGUAGCUUCAGCUUUUUCUGGACUCACCAUUGCAUUCAUAGUCAGAGCAUUCCAGAGCCACUCGAUUAUUUAUUCAAAUGCCAACAUCACUUCCAUCACUGAAUGCACGAAAGACACUUGUUAUACGACCCCUAACAGGAUUUCUUAUCCCUACAUGAUUGUAUCUCUUAUAUUAGUCCCACCAAUUCUGGCAUUCUUCUACUAUUUUAUUGAAGAACUACUGAAGAAGGUAAAAAGAGUUGACUAUACUGUCAUAUUAGAUUUACCUUCUGUCAGAUCAGUAAAUCUAAAAGGCAAACUAGCCUUCAUUAUUUUAAUUUUCCUCUUUCAUAUUCCUGUAUAUGGAAGUAUCAUAACCUAUAGUCAUUUAUUGACCCUUUAUGGAAUAUCAUCUCCACUGUUUCAAUCUAAAUCUGUUAUGGCCACUAUAACUGCACUGUUCUGGGGUUCAGUUUUGCUUGGAAGAAUAACUAAUGUGUUUCUCUCAAGAUAUAUAUCCAUGCAAGUAUUACUCACCCUCAAUUUUGUAGGUUUAGUGAUAUUUACAACAACCCUGUUCUUGUUCAAAUUUGAAAUUGCUUACAUUUGGGUUGGUUCGUCAGGGUACGGUUUCUUUCAAUCGUCUUUUCUACCAUCUGUAAUGACAUGGGCUGGAUCAUUCUUGGAGUUGGAUGUCAUUAUUUUGUACACAUCAUUAAUGGCCAAUGGAGUUGGUGAAAUAGUUAUUCCUUAUACAGCUGUUUUAAUGUUUCAACACAUAAGUCACAAGGUACUGAUGAUACUCAUAUUUUCAUUAAGUUUAAUUGAACUAGGGUUAUUUUUAGCAAUAUGUUAUCUUAAAAGGAUCCACAACAAGAAAAACAAUCAUAUAAUAUUUUAAAGGCUUUGCAAGUUCUUUUUUUUUUAAAUUUUAAAUUUAUAUUGAAUUGUUGUUUUACAUUGAAAAUAACUCAAAAACAAUUGAUGAAUUUUCAAUAUCAAUGUAAAUCUAGACAAACAUUGAAAUAAUAGAAAUUCAAAAUUAUAAAUUAUACAUUUUGAAAAGACAUUAUGGGAAAAUAUUGUAGCAUAUUAUGUUGGUGACAUAUUAUGCACUGUUGCCAACUUAUAAUAGUGUUCUGAACAUGCCAUACCUUGUUACUUGCAAGACUUUUCUUUAGUAUCACUUGCAUGCCAUAAAACAUUACAACAUAUGAGAGUGGCUUAUAUAUAUAUAUAUAUAUAUAUAUAUAUAUAUAUAUAUACACACACACACAUACAGAAUAGCCUUUCAUUAGGCUUAUGAAAGGGUUUAAAGCUAUUAGAUUCUAAAUCUAGAUUUAUGUCUAAGAAAUUAAUGUUGUUCAGGUUUGUCUAUCAUGAUUCUUAAACCCAUUCUUUGGAAGAAUGCAAUGAGAUUCUUCCUAAGGCCAUCAAGAUCAUGCCCGUUCAUAUUGAAGGUAACUAUAAGGCAAUCAUCCCUAUAUAAUCCUGUAUUUAGUGAAGGAAAUUCUAUAUUCAAAUUGUAUAAGAUGUAAAUACCUAUUAACAUGUACAAUUCUGUUGUCAUAUGCACCUGUUGGUACAUUGAAUAAGGAGUCUCCAUUCUUUUUGACCCAUGCUGUGUUGUCAAAAAAAAAGUAGAGAUUUCGUGGCAUGCAAAAUAAUGUCAACAUUGGAAUUGCUAAUAGAAACGUACUCCUUAGCAAAAUUUUGUGCUCUACAGAGUAGAGACCUGGAUAAAGAUGGGUAAAACUCUACUAUAUCAACCUGAGUAUACAUA